UCCUCUCCAGACACAAUAAACACAGCCGUGAUUGGGCGAGUCCCGCUUCUCCGGGAGCCAGCUUCAGCUCUCGCUUUUUGCUGUUAUGGCCACCGCCACUUGGCGCUACCGUGGGGACCCCGGCUCGGAACAGCCGGCGGUGCUAGUGCGGUUCUCCAACGGCAGGCUGCAGCGGACCGGCUCCAUGCGGUUCACCGUCUACCAAAACAGGGACACGGCACACCACCGGAAGAAGCACCGGAGGAUUUUGGUCUCAGAAACUGAAAGACUUUCAUAUGUGGGGAAUAACUUUGGCAGCGGAGCUAUGAAAUGUAAUUCCCUAUGCAGGUAUUUUAUUGGUGUGGUAGACAAGGACUCUGGGCAAAUGGAAGUGUAUAAUGCUGAAAUAUUCAACAUGCAGCCUUUGCUGUCAGAUAACUUAGUACCUGAUGACACAAAGGAUUAUCAGAAUAAAUCUUACAGGGAGAAGAUGGAUUUGUGCAUUGAGGCCUUUGGUACGAGCAAGCAGAAGCGAGCUCUGAACUCUCGGCGAAUGAAUGCAGUGGGCAGUGAUAUUUUGAACACAGCUGUGACAAAAGCAGCAGCAGACAUUAUAGAUGCAAAGGGAGUAACAGCUCUGAUCCAGGAUGUGGCCCAAGAUGAUGUACAGAACAUCUCUACCUUCCUUCCACCAUGUAAUGAAGAUGCUGACAAACCAGAAAAUGUUUACAAGUUUGAGGACAUUCUGUCCCCAGCAGAAUAUGAAGCAUUGCGGAUUCCAGCAGCAGCUUUUGUUAACAUCACUCCAGAAGAAAUCACCAAGAAAACACAAGAGAGAAGCCAUUGCUGCUUUGUUUUAGAAGAACUGAAGUUCCUGCCUGCUAAUGAGAAGAGCAGAGAUCACAAAGCCCGAUGCCUCUGGUUCCUGGACACCCUUAUUAAGUUCAGCUACCAGAAAGUGAUCAAAACAAAGUAUCCAAUGGGUCCUGAAUGCCCACAGAUUAUUAGCAGGAAACUAAUGAAGAAUUUCACUUCACUGACCUACAACAAUAGCAGUGUCCAGAAUUUAAUCUCUGCAUCAAUGAAGGCUAAAAUCACAGCAUAUGUUAUUGCAUUGGCUCUGCACAUUAACAACUUCCAAAUAGACCUCACGGUCCUGCAGAAUGACUUGAAGCUCCAAGAAAGCAGGAUGAUGGACAUCGCAAAGGCCAUGCGGUUGAAGGUCUCCAAGGCAAAGGGACUGCCAGAAUUUGAAAAUGAUCAGAACCACAAGCUGGGCACUCUUUCUCUCCCCUUGCCUAUGCAGAAGGCAUCAGGGAACCAAAAGAAGCGCAAGAAAAUGAACUAAAAUAUCUGGGAGGGGCAAACAAGUUGUUUUCUCAACUGCUGUUCCACAUCAUAGGAGUGCUUUUGUCUGUUGGAUUUGGCUGUCCAGCAUCAGCACAUAACCCUGCUGAAAUCCUCUCUCAAGGUUGGGUUGCAACAGAUGUUCACCUCAUUAAACUGCUUAUUUUUUUCAUUUAUGUAGAAAAAACUGUAGUAAAACCUUUUUCUUUUUUCCUGUCUGUAUGAGGGGAGAAAGAUGUAGGUUGUGCUGGAGCAAGAAAACAGCAGGUCCUGCACUGACUACUGAGGAUUUCCAGUACCUGGGAGAGAGACUGCUGGCUUAAUUUCUCUGUGUAUUCAGUCUAGUCUUGGGCUGCAAGGCUCAUUCCAAGUGUAUACUAAGCAAGCUUGUAGGAAUCUGGGGCUUGUGAAAAGCUGAGGAUUACCUCCAAGAGAAAAAGCUUUCGUGAAACAGGAACAUGGGCUGUCAGGAGCAGUCUUCUCUUUGAGGUGUUUUUCUCCAGAUUGUAAUUUGAGUUUAGUACAUAAUUCUGGGAUUUAAGAGUAACUCAUUGCACACCUUAAUGACUCACUACUCAUAGCUCUAUCACUUACUGUAGUGACAGAAACAUGCAGUUUUCUGAGUUAAGGAGAAUUAAUCCCAUGGGAAUUGUAGGCUGCAGAUAACAAUGUUUCUAUCACAGAAUUGCUGAUAUUGGAAGGGAACUCUGGUGGUCACUUUGUCCAGUCCACCUGUUCAACCAGGGCCACCCACAGCUAGGUGUUUUUGUGAAAUGAGUAACUUACCGUUAAAGAACGUUCUUCAAAGGUUUUAGCAAGAGCAGUUUUAAUGCGAUCUAUAAAGGCACAACUUAACAAUUCAAUGGCAAGGUUCCUUCUAUUACAUAUUACAUGGAUGACCCAUACAAAGGAAGAUCAAGGUAAAACUGAGCUAGGGAUGAUUGACACAGGGACCAAAGUCACAAAGGGUAAGGGAAACCCUCCUGUUGAAUUACAAGAUUCAGAGUAGACCAUCUUCCUUUCUAAACUCUUGAUGGAACCUAGGUUCAGCAGGAUCUAGUCUUGGUCUUGGAUGUGGUCAAUGGUAUUCAUCUAACGAGUUACAAGUGUCAUUUAGCAGCAGUUUGUGGUUUUAAGGUGCAUCUUAUAAAGUGAGUCAGUGGAAUUUACUGUAAUUUAACAAUCUAUACCUGCCUACAGAUACAUAAAGACAUAUAAAUGUAUACCUGUUAAAAAUUU
Melopsittacus undulatus (budgerigar) is the source of this 2565-nucleotide messenger RNA. RefSeq names its product RNA polymerase I subunit E (gene POLR1E). Gene Ontology annotation, cellular component: RNA polymerase I complex. Gene Ontology annotation, molecular function: DNA binding. The transcript is spliced from 12 exons. Bases 86 to 1327 code for a protein of 413 amino acids. Gene Ontology annotation, biological process: transcription elongation by RNA polymerase I; RNA polymerase I preinitiation complex assembly; DNA-templated transcription. NCBI's taxonomy places the organism in Eukaryota, Metazoa, Chordata, Aves, Psittaciformes, Psittaculidae. The record is from RefSeq and is a predicted model, not a curated record.